This is a messenger RNA of Clavispora lusitaniae ATCC 42720, 4845 nucleotides long. RefSeq names its product protein kinase (gene RIM15). The record is from RefSeq and is a predicted model, not a curated record. Gene Ontology annotation, molecular function: protein serine/threonine kinase activity; ATP binding. Gene Ontology annotation, biological process: peptidyl-serine phosphorylation; phosphorelay signal transduction system. Gene Ontology annotation, cellular component: cytoplasm; nucleus. Lineage: Eukaryota; Fungi; Ascomycota; Pichiomycetes; Serinales; Metschnikowiaceae.
AUGGACUCUAAAACGCCCAGGCCGUUCCACGUGCCCACAUUCAACGCGCCGGAGCAGCAUCUACGGGACUUGGACCGGUCUGUAUCUCCGUGCGAGAUUCCCAACGCCACCUCUUUGGCAGAGGAGCAGAAAAAGGCCAAGCCAGGCUCGGUCUUGGUGCCGCUCGAAAAGGAGCAGGUCGACUUGCGCGAGGCGUCUGCGGACAGUCUGACGGUGGUGAUGGAACUCGAUCUAGAUUGCAAUCUACGCUAUAUCAGUAGUAACUGGGAAAACAUGGUGGGCACCUCGGUCAAGAAAAUCUUGAACAAGCCCAUCAGCAACAUUUUGAUCGGCAGCUCGGAGGCUGACUUGCGAGUGUUCAGCGAUGCCAUGGCGCAGAUGAUGUGUGACAAUGCUUCGUAUAAGGUGAAGUUUGUGACGGCCACAAACGACAGAAACGACGCAUGUGACGAUCUGGAUCCCGAAGAACAACAACAGGGCGGAGAAGCUUCUGAUCAAGCAAUGUCCGAACAGAAAUGCGAAGACCAUACGAUGGAGGAGUCCAAUCGAGACGCAGAAACCUCUGGUCUGACGGCAGGAUCCAAUGGAGGACAUUCGCCCCCUUCCUCAGUGAGCUCACGGGUUUCCAACAACGGUGGAAUCAUCGAGCUAGAAGCUCAAGGUAUCUUGAUUAACGACCCUAACACUCGCUUACCCACGCAUUCCAUCUGGACCGUACGGCCUUUUGUGCGUAUCGACUUAGAGCUUACUAUCCCGCCGGCGUUGGUCGACCUUCUUGGCUUUGGCUCGGAAAUUUUUGAGGGCUACUUGCUCAAUUUACGAGAGGCAGGGAUCAUUGACGAAAACUCGGUGCCCGAACCCAAAACUGUGUUAUGUCGUAUCUGUGAAACAAACAUUCCCGCGUGGUUUAUCGAGAAACACAGUGACUUGUGCCUCUUGGAACACAAGGUCAAAGAAGACUUACAGCUCGCGCAUGACCUUAUUGCCGACCAGCGUGACUUAGUUUUCAAAAUCUCCGAAAGUUUGUGGCUUCAACAGUACGACUCACACAGCGGUUCAUCCUCCCCCUGCUCUUCUACAAGCUCCUUGUCAUCUUCUCCAAGCUCGAACAAAGUUUUUCACACAUAUAAGGAUCUCCCUUUACCCUGUAUGUCCCCUGACAUCGGCUUGAUACGAAACAUGUCAAAGACGCCAGAACAGCCGUACUUCCAAUCAUCCAAAAAGUUCCCCUUUGGCAUUUUGCAGAAACUUAUCGAGUACUGUGACGAGGCGCUUCUAAUAAACCCUGCCGAUAAACUGGAAGAGACAGGUGAGCUUCUGUUCUCACCUAAAACUGAGCAUGCUAUCGGUGUGAUGAUGAAUUGGAAACCUCUCGAAACAUCUGAUCCGGCAAUAAACGCCAUUGUUGAGGAUGUCCAGCGCCUUGUGGUAGAUAAAGUUGAUAUUUUGACAAGACUUAUCUCCAUUGACCAAUACUCAGACAAGAUAAAACAGGAAGUGGACGAAUUGGUCCUACAGUCUGUUAAGGAAACGGUGGCCAAGAUCAGAGAGAAAACUCGCGAGCAAGAAAAUCCUGAUCUGAUACAUCGAACCCUGCUCACAGGUCCAGGUAGCCUGAAGUCGGUUUUCUCAUUGGAAGAAACUGUUACUCCAAAUCUACAGAAUAGCGAUGUCAUGGCGAUUUCAGAUCCAGUUUCGCCUAAUGAGCUGUCCCUGGAGGUGAAGUUGCAUUCACCGCAGCCUUCAAGGAUCAGAAGCCCAACCUCUAAAAUGCUAGGAGACACUUACUUUAGGGACUCAGGGGCAAAAUCUCCUUUCCGCUCAAUCACCCCAAGAGAUCUUCUCCGAGAACGACCGGUGGAUUUGUCUCGGUCCAACUCCUCAUUAUCCCCCAGCUCGUCUUACCCUGGACUCAAGGCGGUAGUCGACUCUUUGAAUGACUUAGAAUUAUCUAAGACGCCUGAAGACCCUUUGAAAUCGGGCUCAUCAUUGUCCUCUCCUCGCAAACACUUGUCUCCUGUUCCUUACGUCGAGCGACAGAGCCUUUCGACGCUUCAGAAAAAUGUCACCACUCGUCUUGAUCUGCCACCUUUAAUUUCAGGAAGUCGGGAAAGUUCCCUUGCUCAGCCUUUCGUUUCCCGCCCACUGGUGUCUGAUCUGUCGUCAUUUUGUUUGACUCCGAACACGGAAAGAUUAACUAAUCCAUUAGUUCUGGAGAAUUCGCCUAAUCAACUUACAUCCACUAAUCUGCAAUCUUCUAACAGCCCUGCAUUCCGUGUUGCAACACCUUCGGCUCCAGCGAGGAGCUCUUUCACUUCGAGCUCCAAACCCCCUUUAUCGCCUUUGCUCGUUUCACAAACUCCAACUAUGAAACCUAGUUCUGGAGGGACCAAGGAUUACGAGAUCAUCAAGGCUAUUAGUAAAGGUGCGUUUGGGUCCGUCUUUUUGGCCAAAAGGAGAUUAACUGGCGAUUAUGUUGCUAUAAAGUGUCUCAAGAAAAGAGAUAUGAUUGUCAAGAAUCAGGUUUUCAACGUACGGUCUGAAAGAGCAGUUAUGAUGAGACAAACGGAUUCUCCCUAUAUUGCUCAACUUUACAGCACCUUCCAAACGAAAGAUUACCUUUACUUGGUCAUGGAAUACUUGAAUGGAGGUGAUUGCGCUACCCUACUAAAAAUGUUAGGCACAUUGGAAGAUAAAUGGGCGAAGCGGUACAUUGCAGAGGUAGUCGUUGGGAUUAGUGAUUUGCAUAAACGAGGCAUUAUCCAUCGUGAUUUGAAACCUGAUAAUCUUUUGAUUGAUAGUUCAGGCCAUUUAAAAUUGACUGACUUUGGUCUCUCUAGAGUCGGUGUCAUUGGUCGUCACACUUCGCAACACAGAAAAAGCAGUGCUUCCGAACAGGCAAUUGAAAUUUUCAGAAGGAGUUUGCAUAACAAUUCGAUCCAAAGCCCUUUGGCCGCGAUGGAUUCCCCAGAGCUUUUGCCUCUCAAUCACAAACGGAACCUGUCAGUCACUCCAUUUUCGCUAUCUCCUACAACGGAACAUCUCAAAUUGCAGACAGGACCUGUGACUUCUGAAACUGCCCCUUCAUUUCUAUCCACGAAAAAGAGAUCUGGAUCUCUCUUGCGUGGUGCUAACAGCACGAGAUCUGGUUCUAACAGUAGCAGUACAGACUCGCCUAAUCUUCAUCCAGUUCUACCCAGAACGUCUUCUGAAUCUUCUUUCGCGAUCGUUGAUGACGACUACCAACAGGGUUCAUAUCCUAGUGAUCCUCCUAUCAGCUCUUUGGCACUUUUCGAUCCUGAUCAAGAAAAUUCGAAUGUGAAGCUGUUCGUGGGAACCCCUGAUUAUUUAGCACCGGAGAUUAUUUCGGGUGAGGCACAAGGCGAAUAUUCAGAUUGGUGGUCUAUUGGGUGUAUCUUGUUCGAGUUUUUGUUCGGAUAUCCGCCUUUCCAUGCAGAUACUCCAGAAAAGGUAUUCAGAAAUAUUCUCAAAGGCGAGAUCGACUGGCCUCCUUUAGAUGAAAAGGAGAUGAGAAAGUAUUGUUCCGUUGAGGCUGAAGAUUUGAUCAAGAAAUUAUUGAAUAUGGAUUUCGAGCACAGACUUGGAUUUAAUGGUGCAGACGAAAUUAUGAGGCAUCCAUACUUUAAGGGGGUCAAUUGGGAUACAUUAUACCUGGAAGUUCCGGACUCUUUUAUACCUGUAGUGGAUGAUCCAGAGUCCACUGACUACUUUGAUUUACGUGGUGCAGACAUUUCCCAAUUUCCCAAAGAUGACUCUGAUGAAGAACCCAUGCCCCCUCAAUCAGCUAAGGAUCUAGGAUCCCCAGCCCUCAGCUACAAUCCAGGGCCAAUCUCCAAUCAUCUUUCCUUACCGUCUUCACCAAUGGUCACUCGAAAGGAGCGAAGAGGAAGCAAGUUGGCUGAUCCAAGUGAAUUUGGAUCAUUCCACUUCCGUAACUUGAAUGUAUUGGAGAAAGCGAAUAAGGAUGUCAUCAAUAGAUUGAAGUCACAGCAUUUGGAGCACCGCAACAGCUUCUCAUCAUCAUCGUCUGAUGGCACGCCAAUCGGAAACUCUAAGUCGAGGGGACUGUCAAUUUCAUCGACCGUUAUUAAUCCAGGAAGCCCCUUUAAACGGCCGGUGUCCCCUAAUACCAACACGAUUUCUCCUGCAAAGGAAAAAGCAGGAGGAGUUAGCUCGAAGAGGAAUAGUGCAGGUGCAGUGGACUGUGUUGACUCCCCUCGACCCAGACUACUGACGCAUUCUCUUUCCAAGCAAGUUAUACAGCGAAACUUAAGCGAGCUGUAUCAGUCACCGUCGAGUUCCGAUACUGAAGAUUCAUCUUCUGCCUUAAUGAGAAUAAAACGAAGACGUGAUAACUUGAGGCGUUUUGGCAGUACCAGUAGUAUUGGUUCAGUUCCUUUAUCAGCCACCAAUUCUUCGAAGGGCCCUCAGUACGAAUUAGAUGUGCUAUACUGUGAACCCAUCCCCAUUGUGAGACAUUCUGUUGCAAAAAUGUUGGAAAAAUGUGGAUGUGUCGUCUUGGGAGUAGCUGAUGGAGAUGAUUUGAUCCGAAGAGCUACUAGCAAGGUCAAAUUUGAUUUCAUAUUUACGGCAUUGAAGCUUCCAAAAGUUGAUGCGAUAGAUGCAGUGAAGUUGAUCAAAUACACAAGUGGGAUCAACAGCACAACGCCAAUUAUUGCUAUUACAGGUUUUGCCAAAGAUGCCAUUGAGCUGGGCAAUUUUGAUGAUGUAUUAGAAAAGCCCUUGGAUAUUGAAGUCAUAAGGAACUCGAUUGCGAAGUUUCAACUUGACAAUGUUGCUGUCGAAUCUGAUCCUGAAGAUUAA